This is a messenger RNA of Fusarium musae, 777 nucleotides long. RefSeq lists its product as uncharacterized. Lineage: Eukaryota; Fungi; Ascomycota; Sordariomycetes; Hypocreales; Nectriaceae. The record is from RefSeq and is a predicted model, not a curated record. Bases 1 to 777 code for a protein of 258 amino acids. The transcript has a single exon.
AUGUCUUAUCCCGAUCUCACAACGUUUAAGGCUCUGUCAUUUGACUGCUACGGCACUUUGAUAGACCAAGAGUCCGGAAUGAUCCGUGGCUUACAGCCUAUCAUUAGUCGUCUUCCUUUCGAGAGCGACUAUAAAAAGAAUCCUGUUUUGUUGAUUCAACGCUUUCAUGAGCUUACCCAGGUCGUUGAAGAGGAGGAGCCUACCCUGCGCUACGGCAGUAUCGUCUGGCGCUCAUUCAAAAGUCUCGCAAACGAGCUCAGUGUUUCUAUACCUGAAGAAGAAAUGAACCAUCUUGUGUCCCUACCUGGAACUUGGCUGCCUUUCCCCGACACAAUUCCAGGCUUGCAAAUUUUGAAGAAACACUACAAACUCAUCAUUCUCACUAACAUGGAUAACGUCAACGCCUCUUCAACUCUAAAGCAUCUUCAGCCCGCUGAAUUCGACAAGGUCUACACUGCCGAAGACAUCGGUAGUUAUAAACCCGCUAAGCGAAACUUUGACUACUUGUUUGAUCAUCUGAGAAGCGAUCUGCACGUCGACAAGGAUCGCGGGGAAUUACUACACGUAGCGAGAAGUUUGACUGCUGAUCACGUCCCGGCCAAACAGUUCGGCAUCAGAAGUGUCUGGAUCUCUCGCGGCGGGGAAAAGAAAGAGGGUACAGGUGUUGGAGGUGACUAUGAGAGAUUGAAAGAAAAUGUGGCGUUUGAAUGGAGAUUCGAUAGCAUUGGGAAAUUUGCGGAGGAAGUUGAGAGACAAUUCGCUGAAAAGACCGUGUAG